AUGAUAUGUUUCGUUUAUCAAUAUUUGCUAAGUGGCCUUGAAAGUAUUUAUUUAGAAGAUGGAUUUGAAGUUAAUGUCUUAGGAUUUGAUUCAAUGUCAUAUGGAUAUCCACCAUACCGUAACUAUAGAAAGUACGGCAGAGUAAAUUGUGAUGAUGCAGAUACAGCAGAUCCAGAUUCUCUAAAAUAUUAUGAUUCUGAACAAUGGUAUGAUGACUAUUAUUCAUUACAUGAUUCUAUAUUUGUCUGA
Messenger RNA from Cetraspora pellucida, 249 nucleotides. The record is from the annotation of a GenBank genome assembly. NCBI's taxonomy places the organism in Eukaryota, Fungi, Glomeromycota, Glomeromycetes, Diversisporales, Gigasporaceae.